AUGGCUUCCUUGCGAGCUGCAAGCGUUGCAAAGAUGUGGCGAGUCCACCCCUGGCGUGCUGCGACCUGCGCAGCGCGGCCCUUCUCCUCAGCACACUACGGGCACUUCGGUUUGUGGAUGAAUGGGGAGUACACGGAGGCCGCCAGUGGGGCUACGUCCUCGGUACUGAACCCAGCAACUUUGGAGGAGGUGGCCACCUUCGCCUCUGCAGGUCCUACUGACGUGGACCGGGCGGUGGCGGGAGCUUCGGAGGCCUUCGCCUCGGGGGCCUGGAGUGAGAAAUCCCCUCGGGAGCGGUGCCGAGUCCUCUCAGAGGCGGCACAGCGACUGCGAGCGGAGCUUACGUCUCUGGCGGAGAUGGAAUCAAGGCAGACGGGCCGCAGCCUCCGCGAGUACCUGGCGCAGCUGGGCCGGGUCCCAGAGUGGUUCGAGUACCACGGGUCCUAUGCCGCGGCAAAGGGCUUUGAAGGCCGACUGCCUGCUGUCGACAAGGAUCAUGUCAAUAUGGUCUGGAGGGUGCCCUUGGGAGUUUGCGGCCUGAUAACUCCUUGGAAUCAUCCCAUGCUCAUCGCGGCCAAGAAGAUCUCAGUGGCGCUGGCCGCGGGCAAUUCCGUAGUGGUGAAGCCACCAGUGGAGGCCCCGCUCACUGUCCUUCGCCUUGCUGAGAUCCUAAAGCAAAGUGGGCUUCCUCCUGGCUGCCUCCAAGUGGUGCCUGGCGAAGGCCCUGAGGCCGGCGGUGCUUUGGCGCGGGACGAGCGGGUCGAACGUGUGGACUUCACGGGUGGGACGGCAACGGGGCUGCAGAUCCAGAAAACCAUGGCAGAAUCUGGCCGCGUCCGCGCCUACUGCGCGGAACUGGGCGGGAACGCCCCGAUUCUGGUCUUCGCAGACACGCGAAGCGUGCAAGAGGCCGUGGACGGGGUUGCUUUUGCUGCUUUUGUGGCUUCUGGGCAGACUUGCGUCAGUGGCAAGCGGAUCUUGGUCCAGAACCAGAUCUUCGAUGAAUUCAGAGACCGGCUGGUCCAGAAAGCAGCCUCCCUGAGGCUGGGAGAUCCUUUAGAUCAGGAGGUGGAUCUUGGCCCAGUCAUCUCGCGGAGGCAGCUGGAGCGAAUCGAAGACCAAGUGCAGCGGGCCAACGCUGCGGGCGCCAUGGCCCUGACUGGUGGCUCGAGGCCCCAGGCUCAUCGAUGUUCACUUCCUGGGCAUUUCUACGAGCCCACGGUGCUUGCGAACGUGAGCCCCGCAAACCCGGCCUUUGCUGAAGAGAUCUUUGGUCCGGUGGUGUCUUUGUCCAGAUUCGAGACGGAAGACGAAGCUGUAGAGUUGGCCAACGCCUCGCAAUAUGGCUUGGGCGGUGCCAUGUGGACGGAGGAUGUGCGGAAAUCCCUGCGCGUGGCUCGCAAGCUGCGCUGUGGACUCACCUGGGUGAAUUGCCACCACCGCAACGACCCCGCCAGCCCCUGGGGCGGUUUCGGCCAAAGCGGCAUUGGUCGCGAGAACGGGCCAGAAGCCUUUGAGGAGCUUUGGGAUUUUGGGAUUGAGGGUGGGCUUAGGGACAUCACAUGUGUAACUUUCAUUGUGCAGGGCACAUUCCCUAAUGUGUAA
Molecule: messenger RNA, 1605 nt
Organism: Symbiodinium pilosum
Lineage: Eukaryota; Dinophyceae; Suessiales; Symbiodiniaceae
Source: the annotation of a GenBank genome assembly